Molecule: messenger RNA, 9154 nt
Organism: Actinia tenebrosa (Australian red waratah sea anemone)
Lineage: Eukaryota; Metazoa; Cnidaria; Anthozoa; Actiniaria; Actiniidae
Biological process (GO): heterophilic cell-cell adhesion; establishment or maintenance of epithelial cell apical/basal polarity
Cellular component (GO): plasma membrane; protein-containing complex
Molecular function (GO): calcium ion binding
Source: RefSeq, a predicted model, not a curated record
CUAAACCGACUGCAUGGAUGGCGCAUUACCGUCUCAGCUUCUAUGUUCUAUGUUUCUCAACCCGACAACGAUUAUUCAAUUGAGUGUAUAACUUAAAUGAAUUUAUCUUGGCAAAAGUAGACUUAAAAAAGGCUAUGAUUCUUUAUUUAUUCGUCAUAAUCUUUGUGGUGGUCAUAUUUCUCGCCAUGUUUAUGUGGCGGCUACAAACACUGAAUCCAUCCAACGUUGGAAGAAGAAGGUUUCAGUCGCCAUCGGAUAAUGAAAGUCCAGAACGUCACACAGUAUGUCUUGAUAGCAACACACUACAACACAAUCCAUACCAGGAAAUCACCACCCUCGUCCCUACAGAUCCAAAGUAUGGCACACUGUCGCCAGACACAAGAAUUCCUGUGAAGACAACUGAUGAGGGGUUGGCUGCUAACAACACACCACAACCUCACAAUCCAUACCAGGAAAUCACCUCCCUCGCUCCUGCAGAUCCAAAGUAUGGCACGCUGUCAUCAGACACAAGAAUUCCUGCGAAGACAACUGAUGAGAGGUUGGCUGCUAAAAACACACCAAAACCCCACAAUCCAUACCAGGAAAUCACCUCCCUCGCUCCUGCAGAUCUAAAGUACGGCACGCUGUCACCAGGCACAAGAAUUCCUGUGAAGACAACUGAUGAGGGGUUGGCUGGUAACAACACACCACAACCCCACAAUCCAUACCAGGAAAUCACCACCCUCGUUCCUGCAGAUCCAAAGUACGGCACGCUGUCACCAGGCACAAGAAUUCCUGUGAAGACAACUGAUAUUGUGCGAUAAGCACCGCUUAUUGCAGGUUUAGCGCUUUGCGCAUUAGUUUUCUUCGUUAAGAGAUGUUAUGUAGUUUACUUGAGAAAACGCACUCGAGAAAAAUCACUUAUUCGAUUCAUUACUUUUUCAUAUGUACCAAAGAAACGUACAAAUGACGCUGAAAAACAUUUCCAAGCAUACCCAAUAAAAUUCAGACAAAAGCAUUGCCAUCUUAGAGAGAUUAACAAUGAAUUAUAUUUAAAAAUCUUUAGCAAUGCACCAACAUGGCCGCAAUGACGUAACGUGCAAUUGAAGAACACAAGUCGGUCAUACACCAUCGGUAUCUCCAAGGAAGAUUAAUCCAUUAUCAUUCAUAGUUCUUAUUUUUUCCAAUUAUUUUACACUUGCAUUUAUCCAUAAUUAUUAUUAGUUUUCAAUUUCCCAGAUCACAUGAUGAUCCAUUUUCACGGGUUGUCUAUACUUACUCUGAUGCAUCAGCUUAAAAUCUCGACUGCGACCGUUACAGCUAUUUUCAUAAAGAUGCGACCUCGGUCCUCUUGAGUUGCACGCUGAAAUUUGGUUUUCCGCUGCCGUCAAUCAAACCUAAUCAGUCGGUAACUUUCAUAUUUUUGACUGUCGGCAGCGAAAAACCAAAUUUGCAACUCAAGAGCACCUAGGUCGCAUGUUUAUGAAAAUAGCUGUAAAACCUCCAGACUUUUACGGCAAACUUGAUAGUCUUGAUACCUUGCUUAGCGUGACAAGCUAGCUAGCGUUAUGACUAGUCUGUCAUAACAACUCUGGUGAUCACAUUACAGAAUGCAUUGAAGUGUAUACAGGAAAUAAACUGCUUUACAGGCUGUAAAUAUCUUUCUGUGUGACUGCUUUCUCAUAUAAUCAGACGAGCAAGCAAGGAAAUAAGAUGGUAUGCUUAAUAUAUACAGUCAUUUCCAUUCUUGCCGCUUUGUUUGUCUGUGGAGCAAAUGCAGGGGACACGUUCUUCUUCAAUGAAACAUCAUUCAUGCAAGUGACAACUGCAACCAUUCCUCUUAAACAAGGAUUUGACCUUACCUUCAGAACAUGUCAAGGCGGUGUUUUAUUGUAUCAAGGGGGACAUGGAGAUGAUUAUGUUUUAUUACGAGUUAGUCCAGGCACUGUAAACUAUAACAUAUCUGUCAGCCCACCCUAUUUUACUCCAAGUCGCUUGACAUUACGAUGGAAGGUUCUUGGAGUUGAAAGCUCAAUUCAUGCUGGCAAUGAACUUGAUAAAAACUACCUAAAUACAGUAACUUUUGAUCCAGGCAGCUCAUCAGUGAAUGCAACUAUAAAGAUAGUUGGACCAAACAGUUACUCUGCAGUAGUGCCAAAAGAUAUAUUAAACUUUACGGGAAGUGGACCCAUGUAUGCUGGUGGUAACCUCGGUAAUACUAGUUCAAUUAAGGGAUUUGUUGGUUGUAUUGAGAGUGGAAGGAAUAUUCCUCUUGCUAUGUCACAAGGAGCAACAAAUGUGCAAGCAAGAUGUCCACUGGAUUCUAAAGCAGGGUGCACUAGGAAAAAAUGCGAUUCUGGUUUCACUGGAUAUUACUGUGAAGUGAACAUCAAUGAAUGUAGUGGAAAUCCUUGUCAUUCAUUCAGUACUUGUGUUGAUGGCAUCAAUUCUUAUAAAUGCAUCUGUGGAUCACAGUGGAGUGGGAAGAACUGUGACAGAUUUCUUAGUUCACUAUGUGAUGCCAAACCAUGUAAGAAUGGAGGAGUGUGUAAGGAAUCAUUUGACAGAAACAACUACACAUGUACAUGCCCUGCAGGAUGGACAGGAAGGAACUGUGAUUCGUCAUUUAAUCCUUGUGAUUUGACACCUUGUUUUAAUGAUGGUACAUGCUACAGGGACACCAACACUAGUAAUGGUUUCAAAUGCACUUGCCACAGAGGAUUUACAGGCAUCCAAUGUGAAACUAACAUCAAUGAUUGUGUCUCUCUUCCGUGUGCUAAUGGAAAGUGUGUUGAUGGUGUCAAUAGCUUCACCUGUAACUGCACGGGGUCUGGCUACACAGGCCCGACAUGUUCUGACAACAUCAAUGAAUGUACCUCCUCACCGUGUCUGAAUAAUGCAACAUGUCAUGACUAUAUUGGUACUUAUGCCUGUAGAUGUGUCAGAGGCUUUGAUGGCAAACACUGUGAAAACAACAUUGAUGAGUGCAGUCCAAAUUCUUGUGUUAACGGAGGUACUUGUACAGAUAAGAUUGAUGGCUUUAAUUGUGCUUGCCCUGCUGGUUUUAAUGAUACAAGAUGUGAAAACAACAUUGACGACUGUGUUACUAACAACAACUGUAAUCCUAACCAAAACUGUGUUGAUCAAAUCAACCAUUACUUGUGUGUCUGUAAACCAGGUUUCACUGGAAGCAACUGCUCAGUAGAUAUUGUGGAGUGCUUGAGUAAUCCAUGCAAGAAUAAUGGCACCUGUAAUGAAGGUGUUAAUGGCUACACCUGCUCCUGUUUACCAAGGUUUAAUGGUACAUAUUGUGAACUGGGUACCACUAAUGACUGUACAUCUCAACCAUGUUUGAACAAUGGCACUUGUGUGGAUGUAGUGGGUGAUUUUUACUGCAGUUGUACAAGAGGAUUCCAUGGAAAAAGAUGUGAGUUGGAUGUUUGUAAUCCCAAUCCAUGUGAGAACAACGGAACAUGUAGAUUAUCUCUGGUCAAUAAUUAUGACUUCAGUUGUACAUGUCAACAAGGCUUUACGGGACAUAACUGCUCCAUAAACAUUGAUGACUGUCAAUUAAGCACGUGUGUGCAAAAUGCAACCUGUAUUGAUGGAAUCAAUAACUACACCUGUCAAUGCCCAGAUGGUUACCAUGGUGAUUUCUGCCAGAUCGAAAUUGAUGAAUGUGCAUCCAACCCUUGUAAGAAUAAUGCAACAUGUUCUAAUGAGAUUGGUUAUUACAAGUGUCAUUGUCUGAGUGGUUUUAAUGGUACACAAUGUGAGAUCAACAUAGAUGACUGUCCAUCACAUGGAUGUAAUAAUGGGACGUGUGUAGAUGGUGUUAACAAUUAUACCUGCAURUGCAACAAAGGAUUUCAAGGAGAAUUCUGUGAUAGAGACAUAGAUGAGUGUCUUAAAAAUGCAUUUUGUAUGAAUGGAGGAACAUGCCAGAACACCAUUGGCUCAUAUCAUUGUGCUUGUAAUGAGUUUACUAAUGGUACACGCUGUGAAAUGGACAUUGAUGAGUGUGAGAAUAAGACUAUUUGUAACACAGGGUUGUGUAGCAACUACAUCUACACUGGAUACAGGUGCUACUGUGAUCAUGGAUGGACGGGUGACAAUUGUUACGAGAACAUUGACGAAUGUGCUUCUAACAGAGAUCCCUGCAAGAAUGGUGGAGCAUGUGUUGAUGGGAUAAAUAAGUACACAUGUGUAUGUACCUCAGGAUGGGAAGGAAAACACUGUGAUCAAGAUAUAGAUGAAUGUGCAUUAGGAUACUGUAAGAAUGGUGCUACAUGUAAUAAUGGGAAAGGUAGUUACGACUGUACAUGUGUACCAGGAUAUACAGACCACAACUGUUCUACAGACAUCAAUGAAUGUGCCAGCAACCCUUGCUACAAUGGAGCCACUUGCAACGACCAUAUUAAUUACUUUAUCUGUACAUGUGUUCCAGGCUACACAGGUCAUAACUGUUCCAUUAACGUCGAUGACUGUCAAUCAAACACGUGUGUGCAAAAUGCAACCUGUAUCGAUGGAAUCAAUAACUACACCUGUCAAUGCCCAGAUGGUUACCAUGGUGAUUUCUGUCAGAUUGAUGAAUGUGCAUCCAACCCUUGUAAGAAUAAUGCAAUAUGCUCUAAUGACACUGGCCAUUACAAGUGUCAAUGUCCAAGUGGUUUUAAUGGUACACAAUGUGAGAUCAACAUAGAUGACUGUCCAUCACAUGGAUGUAAUAAUGGGACGUGUGUAGAUGGUGUUAACAAUUAUACCUGYAUAUGCAACAAAGGAUUUCAAGGAGAACUCUGUGAUAGAGACAUAGAUGAGUGUCUCGAUAAUGCAUCUUGUAUGAAUGGAGGAACAUGCCAGAACACCAUUGGCUCAUAUCAUUGUGCUUGUAAUGAGUUUACUAAAGGUACACGCUGUGAAUUGGACAUUGAUGAGUGUGAGAAUAAGACUAUUUGUAACACAGGGUUGUGUGUUAAUAARCAAUACACUGGAUACAAGUGCUACUGUGAUCAAGGAUGGACAGGUGACAAUUGUUACCAUAACAUUAAUGAAUGUGGUCAUAAAGGAAACCCCUGCAAGAAUGGUGGAAUUUGUGUUGAUGGGAUGAAUAAGUACACAUGUGCAUGUACCUCAGGAUGGGAAGGAAAACACUGUGAUCAAGAUAUAGAUGAGUGUGCAUUAGGAUAUUGUAAGAAUGGUGCUACGUGUAAUAAUGGGUAUGGUACUUACAACUGUACAUGUGUACCAGGAUAUACAGACCACAACUGUUCUACAGACAUCAAUGAAUGUGCCAGCAACCCUUGCUACAAUGGAGCCACUUGUAACGACCAUGUUAAUUACUUCAACUGUACGUGUGUUCCUGGCUACAAAGGGUAUAACUGUUCCAUAGACAUAGAUGAAUGUGCCUCUAAUCCUUGUCAAAACAACGCUACAUGUAGUGAUUUAAUCAAUGAGUUCAACUGCUCUUGUCCAGCUAAUUAUACUGGUCGUCUUUGUGAGUAUACAGGCUUUCGCUGUCGGCCCAACAACCCUUGCAUUAAUAACGGCACGUGUUUGGAUCAAGGCCUUGACAAUUACAAAUGUAGCUGUAUACCAGGAUUUGGUGGGAAGAAUUGUGAAAACAGUACGACUAUCAACAUGAAUGGCUCUUCUUACAUGGCAUUCAAUGUUGGUAAAAGUAUCCUAACUAUAUCAUUACAGUUCAGGACUACUUUGAUAUAUGGAGUCUUGGCAAUUGACUCUGGAGGUAAACUCUUGAUACAGUUAAAAGGAGAAGGAUUAUUAGUGAGUUAUGACAUUGAAAGGCGUACUGUUGGCUCUAAUGCAAACCUAACUGAUGGGCAAUGGCAUCAAGUCGUCGUUAACCUGACCAGCACAUCUACUCAAAUCAACAUAGACAACUCUUCUUGCAGUGAUUGUACAAAGACGAUGAGCCGUUCAUCCAAUGAUGUCUUGUCAAAGCUGUUCAUUGGUGGAGCAACAAAUAUCGGAAAUAUGAAGCUGUUGAUUGGCUGUAUUCGUGCAGUUAARGUUAAUGGACUGACAGUAAUCCCAACACAGAGUGAUGUAAAACUUGUUAAUGUCACCAGUGGGUGUCCACGUGUACCAGUAUGCCAGCCUAAUCCAUGUGUUAACGGAAGAUGCAUCGAUGAAUGGCUUGAUUACAAAUGUGAAUGUAACAGGCCAUGGACUGGAGACCAUUGUAAUAAAACCUUCAUCGCAGGAACAUUUGGUGCACAGACAACACUUAACAAUGCUGCUCUAAGAAGAAGGAGGUCACUUUUACAGUCGAAUCUUAACACAAGCUAUGCAAAGUUUGCGACUCCUACAACAUUCGGCAUGUUAAGUGAGCUGUCUUUCUUCAUAAGAACAAGAGAGAGUAGUGGUUUGAUAGCUUUUUUUACUGGGGCUUCAGGCCACAUUACGGUGAUCCUUUCUAACGGCUCUAUCUCGCUACAGUCUACUAAAGAGGGCUCCAAGAACUUGUUAACUCUCAACCCAAAAGUCAACGAUGGACAAUAUCACUUUGUUGCCAUAAAUGUUAAUGAGUCUAAGGUUGAUAAUGUAACUGGUUCUGGUAUGACUUUACCUUCGUCUAUUGAUUUGUCAAGUACAUACCUUGGUGGGCUUAAAAAUUGGUUAGAGUUCUCAGAAGAUGUUGUCAUGACAAGGAAAGGUUUACGUGGUUGCAUUCAAGACAUGCGUCUUAACAACAAGCUCUUCUUGUUUUUCAAAGACCCUACAUCUCUAGACAGUUAUCAACUUGUUGAGAAUCAAGGAUUGGGUAAGGGCUGUCCAGGAGAGGAUAUGUGUGCUUCUUUUCCUUGUGGAGGCAAAGGAAGAUGUGAAGAUACUUGGAAUGAUUUUAAGUGUUACUGUAAUCGAUUUUAUGGUGGAAGAAACUGUUCGCUUUAUGGCUGCUCACUGGUACAACCAUGUGAUGGAGGAAGCAAAUGUAUGGAUGUUGAUAAUGGGCAGUUUGAGUGUGUCAGUCCUGCUACAUUUAAUGCAAGCCUCAGCAAAGCCAAGUUUACAUUGGUUUCUAAUUCCCACAUGACUCUUAAGCCACAUUUCUUGUUUAGCCUGAGAACCCGCCAGAAUCAUGGAACGAUAUUCACUGCAUCGAAAAACAACCAGAAACUGAUAGUCAGAAUAGACAAUGGCACUCUAAAUGUAACAUAUGAUCUCGGGCGAGCAGCAGGAAAUAUUUUAUCAGCGAAGGCUAUAAACGAUAGUAAAUGGCACAAAGUAAUGGUCAAUCUAUCAAAUUCAGCUAAGCUGGAGAUCGAUGGAACAGUGGAAAGCUUUUCAGAACCACCAUUAACUGAACAGGCUCUUCAAAACCUUCUUAAUGUGACAUCUCUUUAUAUUGGAUCUGACACACAAAUACCUUUCAAAGGUUGUCUUGACAACCUCCGAGUAGGUGGGGCUUUGCUGCCAUUCAAACAGUAUUACAACUCCAAUUACAAUGUCAGUCACGUGACACCAUUGAAGCCUAGUUUUGAUGUGAAAAUGACUGGUAUUUCUCUUGGUUGUCAUAGUGAUGAUGCAUGUAGGUUUCAACCCUGUAUUCGUGGCAAUUGCUCAGAUGAUUGGUAUGCUUUUAAGUGCGCAUGCCCAAAUGGAUAUGCAGGAACAAAGUGUAAUAAUACAGCUAACAUGACGUGUGCCCACCAACCAUGUUUUAACAAUGCCAGAUGUUCCAACAACAUGACAGCACAUUUGGAAAGCAGUUUCCAAAUCAGUGAUUUUGGUAAAGACAGGUUUGUAUGUCAGUGCCCAGCAGGAUAUCAAGGAAGACAGUGCAAGGAAGAAACAGACGAAUGUUCACCAUCACCUUGUCUGAAUGGAGGCAACUGUAAAGAUUUUCAUCUCAACUACAGUUGUUCUUGUGUUACUGGCUAUACUGGCAGAAAUUGUGAGAUCAACAUUGAUGACUGUGUUGGAAAUAACUGUACAAACGAUGCAACAUGUGUUGACGCUUUGAAUAAGUACACAUGUCACUGUACUGAAGGAUUUAAUGGCAGAUUCUGUCAACACGAUAUUAAUGAAUGCCACCUAAAAGUAUGUUAUGAACCAGGUACAAAUAACUGUACUAACACUGUAGGAUCGUAUGAAUGCAAAUGUAAGGAACGUUAUUAUGGAAAAAAUUGCGCGUAUAAUGCUACCGAGUGGUGCAGGGUAGGAAAGCCCUGUCACCAUGGAGAUUGCAAUGGAAACUCUACUGGAUUUUAUUGCUCUUGUUUUGCUGGGUGGGAAGGCAUAACUUGUGAUGAGGAUAUCCACGAGUGUGCGAGUAAUCCGUGCAAAUAUAAUGGUACCUGCAUAGAUAGUCAUACUUGGAAUCAACAAUUGUUUCCUGGAUACUUCUGUAAAUGCGUUGAAGGAUACAUAGGAAGGAAUUGUGAAGAAAUUUACCAUACCCCUCAGAAAAAUAAGCAAGACUCAGCGACCUAUGUAUAUUUGGUUUGCAUCGUACUCCUUGUAAUCAUUAUUAUCAUCCUGCUUGUCAUUGUAUUGAAGCAACGCAAAGAAAUUGAAUUUCAUUGUAGGAAAAACGCCAAACCAUCCGACCCAAGGGUUUUUCAUUCUCCUGAUCCACAACCAGAACAAGUUUAUCAUAACGAGGGAAUUUCACUGGAAUCUUUAACGUCGUCUUCGACACCAGCCAAUGACGACUACGAACCAAUAGACCAAUUUGUCACAGAUCAACAUCAACUACCCAACACGCAUACUCAAACAACUACCGCGACCACUUACGACAACGAUCAUCACCCUUACAACAACACUGAGCAUGUGUCUAAUAGUGAUAUCGCUGAACAAACUGGUGGUAGUAAUGGAUUGUCAUAUUACACUACAGCGCAUGACGCUGAAGACACUACCGCUGUACAGCAAUCCAUAGAUAUGCUGGACUUGAGUACCAAUCAUGUUAAAGUUCCAGUUCAAAAUCAUUAUCAAGAACUUGUCUCAUCAGGAAAACGUAGUGAUCAAGGAGUCUACCAAGAUCUUAGCCCUGAUACCAGGCAAGAAGACAGAACUAAAGGGCCUGGUAACUACGCGUCUCUGAGAGGUUCUGCUGUACAAGAAUAUCAGGGGCUCGUUAGAUCUGUUCAACUUGAUAUGAAUGAUCUAAAUGAGUGCAAUGCUUAAUAAAACAGGUUAAAAACUGGUAUAC